UAGGAGGCAUCCAUCUGUCCAUGCCUUAGUGGUUCGGGUCGGAAUAUUUAUGCUCUGGACUUUCUGUACUUCCUGCUGUGCAUGCUCGCUCUCUCCCCGUGCAUUGCGCGCUCCACGCCGGCAUUCCCAAGGUUAUGUGCGGCCGUGGGUCAAGAGUUCCACGCGCGGAUAAGCCGCUUGGCUUCCCUCAUCCACGUCGCCUCGUGCUUUCAAGUUAACGUAGACGGAUUCCGUUUACGCCCGCGUCUCGUCAUCCGGCAGUUUCUGCGCUCGAUCUGCUCAUUCCGCUGCUCUGUUGACCUGCCUUUGCUCCUUCGCGGAUCACGCCCUACUACUACCGCACAAUCACGCGCUUACUCCUCUCCGCGUGAACCUGCACGUUCCGCCCGUCUGUGAUCGCACGCGGACCAGACACACCGGACCCACAUUGGCGCGUUCGCUCGUUCCGGAGCCCACCACUCCGCCAUGGCCAGCAGUAGCGGCGGCGGCGGGAGCGGCGGAGGCAGUGCGCGGUCGGUGCGCGAGCUCAAGAGCAUGUUCGGAAAGCCUGCCGCGCCGUCAGCCGCCGCUUACGUCAGCAAGCUGCAGGCCGUGACGGCUAAGGACCAGCCCGGGGGCCAGGGUGGCGGAAAACCGGCGGAGGAUUCCCCCCUCUCCGCGGCGCAGCAGGCGUUCCGCUCCCCCUCGCCGCUGGCGCUUCCCCACCAGCAGGAGAAGGGGAUUCCGGCCAGCGCCUCGCUUCCGCCAAAUGCGCGUUCCGCCUCCCCUUCCCCCAUCCCCGCGCGCACCAUCCUCACCACCCCUUCCCAGCUCGCCCCCCAGCCUUCCCCCUCCCAACCCGCUGUCAGCAGCAAGCCUGCAGCGGGCGCGGAGGAGCGGGGCGGAGGCGGAGGGGCAGGCGGAAGGGAGGCGGGGACGGCUAGCGCGGUGCACACACAGCUGAGCAGCGACCAGGCAGCGCGCCUGAAGCAAGCAGAGGAGAGCCUCGAGGCGACCAACUACGAGCUGGCGGCGCUGCGGGCGAAGCACAACGAGAAGACGGCGCGGCUCAAGGCGCUGCAGGAGAGCAAUGUGACGCUCAAGCACAAGGCCAAGGGGCUGGAGGCUGAGCUGGAGAAGCAGGCAUCUGAGCUGGCAGCAGCGAGUGGAGAGCUCGAGAAGGAGAAAGCAGCGCAUGCAGUGGUGGCUGCAGAAAUGGGAGGUAUCAAGUCUCUGUAUGCCCUGCUGCAAGAGGAGCAUGGGAGAGUGGUAUCAGAGCAGGAGAGGCUGGUAGGGGCAUAUGCGAGGGAGGUGGAGGAGAAGGGGGAGGUGAGGGCAGAGAAAGCAGCACUCGCUGCUAAGGUUGCCGAGAUGGAGGCUCGGGUUGAAGUCGUGAAGGAGGAACAGGCUCGGGCGGCUGCCGAGGCUGAGGAGGCUCGGAGCAAAGUCAAGGCCGAAGCUGAGGAGGCUCGGCUGGAGCUGGUUCGGAGGGAGGAGGAAGUGAAGCUGCUGAGGCAGCAGAGAGAGGAGGAGGUUGAAGCAUUGAAGCAGCAGCAGCAACAGCAGGAGGAGAUUCAAGCAUUGAAGCAGCAGCAGCAACAGCAGGAGGAGAUUCAAGCAUUGAAGCAGCAGCAGCAACAGCAGGAGGAGAUUCAAGCAUUGAAGCAGCAGCAGCAACAGCAGGAGGAGAUUCAAGCAUUGAAGCAGCAGCAGCAACAGCAGGAGGAGAUUCAAGCAUUGAAGCAGCAGCAGGCUGCAGGUGCGAAAGAUGCAACCACUUGGAAGAGAAUGGCUGACACGCAAGCUGCUGAGCUGGCAACCGUCAAGGCUGAGCUGGCAGCUGCCCAUGCUGAGCUGGCCGAAGUGAAGGUGGAACGUGAGGAUAAGGUGCGUGAGCUGGCAGCAGCUGCUGACGAAGCAGAGGCGAAGGGGAUCGCAGUGAAGGAGAGGGAGGAGAUCUGCAGCAAGCUGUCAGCUGAGCUGGAAUCGCUGAAGGCUGAGCUGGAAACUCGUAACGCUGAGCUGGCAGCGCUGACAGUAAAAGACGAGGGGAUAGCAGCGGCAGUGAGGGAGCAGAUACAGGCCCGGAGUGAAGCAGAGGGGCAGGUGAGAGAUGCGCAGAGGGAGGUGCAGCUGGUGCAGGCUCAGCUGGGGGAGGAGCUUGAGGAAGAGAGGGGAAGGUUCGCCACUCGUGUUGACGCUGCUGCUGUUGCUGCUUCUGCUGACGUGGCGUCGGCUGCUGCGCUGUCGGAAUCGCUGCGUGCCAGGCUGGCAGCAGCGGAGGCACGAGAGAAGGAGCUAGAGGCGAGGGUGGGGGAGAAAGAGAGAGAGUUAGUGCAAAGGGUAGAGGAGAAAGAGCAAGAGCUGGUGAAGAAGGUAGAGGAGAGGGAACAGGAGAUGGUGAGGAGGGUGGAGGAGGAGGAGGUGAGGGCAGGAGCAGCUGUGAGAGCAGCGGAGCAGAGAGAGAAGCAGCUGGUGCAGAGGGUGGAGGAGGAGGAGGCAAAGGCGGCAGCGGCGAUGGCAGGAGGGGAGGCAGCGGUAGCAGAGGCGGGCGCUCUGAAAGCCGAGCUAGAGGCAGUGCGAGCAGAGCUGGAAGCAGCACAAGGAGAAGCGGAGGCUAGGGAAGCAGAGUUGAAGGCAGCACAAGCCGAGGCAGAGUCAACGAGGGGCGCGCUGAGAGCAGCGCAGGGAGAAGCGAAGGCAGUGCAGGCGCAAGUGGCGGUGCUGACAGCGGACGGGGAGCAGCUGAGGGACGCCUUGGGGGAGGUGAGCCGGAUGAAAGAGGCCCUGCAGGGGGAGGCGAAGGCUGUGCAGGGACAAGUGGCAGCGCUUACUGCCGAUGGGGAGCAGCUGAGGGACGCGCUGGGCGAGGUGCAGCGGCAGCUGCGCGUGAUGACCCGGCUCAAGGAGGCCCUGGAGGGCGAGGUGAGGAAGUGGCGCGAAGAGGCGGUGAUCCGACAGAAGGUGGAGGGCGAGGGGGAGAGUGGACGGGGGGAGAGAAGGGUGAGUGGCAUGUGGCGCAGUGCCAUCGAUGGCGCUCUCCUGCUGCAGCAGCACGGGCAGCAGCAUCAGCAGGGGCAGCAGCAGCAGCAGGGGCAGCGGAGGCUGGUAUCGAGCAUGUCAGUUGACAGCACCCAGCUACAGCGACAUCUGCCACAGAGCACCAGUGGAGAUGCUCUUACUCCUGCUCCACCUGCUGCUGCCCCUGCCCCAGUUAUCACCUCCACUUCAGAUGCACCUACCCCAGGCGGCACUACCACCAGCACCUUAACUGCAGCAGCUGCACCUACAGCAGCAGCAGCCUCCCCUGCCGCCUCGCUGCCACCUCGCCCCACCACUCCAGCCUCGGCUCCUCCCAAGGUCUCCCAUGGCUCCCAGCCCGUCCCACUGCUCGCCCUGCCUACUCACGCCGCUGCCUCUCCUAGUAACACCAUUGGGACGUCUCACCCAGACAACCACCCAGCUGCUGCUGCUGCUGCUGCUGCUGCUGCUGCGGAUGGCACAGCAGCAGGUGCAGGCCCAGGCCCAGGCUCAGAGCACGUGUCCGCGGAGCAGGUGAUGCUGCGUGCAGGUGCUCCAGUGGUGGGAGAAGGUGAUGUGAUUGGAGGAGGCAUUCGCCCGGAUACCGCUGCCUCCGCCCCUCACCCGGCCACUCCCGCCCCUGCCACGCCAGUCGUCCCUCCCACUGCGCCCAGCCCGCACACCAUUCCUCACUCUGCGACAGCCUCUCGCAGUGGCUCCCUCACUCCCACCCUCGGCUUCACCCAUUUCAUCCAUCGCGCAAAGACCGAGUCUAGCAAGGCCCGCCCCUCCUCAGCUGAUUUCUCCUCGGUUGUAAAAGCGGUUCGACUUGCCUCGGCCUUCCGUAGCCCUGGGAAAGGCAACGCCAGCCCUGCAGGUCAGGGAAGCCCAAGCCGGAGCCACAGGCCCGGGAGCCCAGGUACGGCGAGUGCAGGGUCGAAGGCAGGUAGUAGUGGGGGAGGGACGCUGAGGAGGAUUGGCACGGGGAUGGUGGGACGGUGGAGAGGUGGGGGUCACAGUGGUGGUUUAGCCACUGGGGUCAGUGGUGCAGAGCCCCAGGCUGAUUCAGAGGAUGUUCAGCCUGCAUCUGCACCUCACAGUCAGAGUGAUCUGCACUAGGCCUUGGUCGCAGGAAGUCAAUACUUGUGCCAAGUUUAGUUGGUAGGUUGGCUGAGUUGGUUAGCCUUACAUUGUGGUUUGUGACUUGAUACAGUGUUGGGUCGUAUGGUAGCGAAAACCCUAGUGUGACGGGUAGAAUGUAGGUCAAAUUUUUAUUGUGAUUUGAUGUAGUAU
Messenger RNA from Closterium sp. NIES-67, 4293 nucleotides. The record is from the annotation of a GenBank genome assembly. NCBI's taxonomy places the organism in Eukaryota, Viridiplantae, Streptophyta, Zygnematophyceae, Desmidiales, Closteriaceae.